AUGAACGGUCACACCGUGUUGCUGUUCACCAUCAUCGCUGUACAACUGUACUUGGCGUUCGACGAGGUCAGGUCGAUGUGGGUCGAGGACGAUGGGACCAAUCAUUUGCAUACGCUGUCGACGAACAUGAUCGGCGCUAUCAGCAUUUUGCUGACGGCCCUGUGCAGCGUCCGACUGCGUCACAUCCAGCAUUCGCUGAGCCGCGUGGAACGGUCACUGCACUUCCAAGACAACCACAACCUUGGUCAAGGCGACAACGUUGUCACGGUCGGCCACUGGUCAAUCGAAUACCGUACCCGCGGUUGGCUGGCUCUGGCCGUCGUCGUGUUCGGUUACCUCAAGUACGGUCUGCUGAUGGAGCACGGUCGGAAGUCCGCGUACGCGUCGGCUGUCGUGGCGUUGCUCAGCACGAUAUCGUUAGCCGGCAACUAUUACGUGACGCUCAUGUUUGUGGAUCACGUGUUUUUCGCCAAAAGGUCAGUAACAACUAACAUGGGUAUUAUUAAAAUAACACUAGAUUCAACGUGA
Molecule: messenger RNA, 528 nt
Organism: Macrosiphum euphorbiae (potato aphid)
Lineage: Eukaryota; Metazoa; Arthropoda; Insecta; Hemiptera; Aphididae
Source: the annotation of a GenBank genome assembly